Messenger RNA from Bacillus rossius redtenbacheri, 2208 nucleotides. RefSeq names its product cyclin-dependent kinase 2-like. Gene Ontology annotation, biological process: regulation of gene expression; protein phosphorylation; G1/S transition of mitotic cell cycle. Bases 338 to 1243 code for a protein of 301 amino acids. The transcript has 5 exons. The record is from RefSeq and is a predicted model, not a curated record. Gene Ontology annotation, molecular function: cyclin binding; ATP binding; cyclin-dependent protein serine/threonine kinase activity. Lineage: Eukaryota; Metazoa; Arthropoda; Insecta; Phasmatodea; Bacillidae. Gene Ontology annotation, cellular component: cytoplasm; cyclin-dependent protein kinase holoenzyme complex; nucleus.
AUUUUAGUUUGCGCUUGCAUCACAUGUAUCUAUGAGUGCAAAUCACUGUCUGUUUAGUUUACGAUUAUGUUUUGCAUUGAAUAGUGUGUGGGAACAUGAAAUAAAUAGUAAGCUUAUAGUUUACAUUUGUGUGAUUAUUAGGAGCAUAAAUACGUUAAGUUGCUAGAUGGUAUGGAAUUGGUAUUCUUCACGUGAGUUACGGAUUACAUGAAGUUUGCUUUUAUGCCGCGAAAACGUGUGAGCGCGGGAAAUGCAUUAAACGUUUGGUGAAAUAGAUCUAAUAACUAUUACUGGUAGUCGCGUUUUCGUGCUUUUGAAUUUAUGAUUAAUUUACAAAAUGAAUAAAUACAAUAAAAUUGAAAAAGUCGGCGAAGGGACAUAUGGUGUGGUUUAUAAAGCUAAGUGUAAAGUGACUGGCAAUCUAGUAGCUUUAAAGAAGAUAAGACUUGGAUCGGACUACGACGGGGUGCCGUCGACCGCCAUUCGGGAGAUCUCGCUGCUGCGGGAGCUGGACCACCCCAACAUCGUGAAGCUACUGGACGUGGUGUCGACGGACUGCAGCCUGUACCUGGUGUUCGAGCUGCUCGUGUACGACCUCAAGAAGUUCCUGGACACCACGCCCUCGCCGCUCUCCGUCAGCCUGGUCAAGAGCUACAUGUACCAGCUGCUGAGCGGCGUGGCGUUCUGCCACGCUCACCGCGUGCUGCACCGAGACCUGAAGCCCCAGAACAUCCUGCUGGACUGCAAGGGCUACAUCAAGCUGGCCGACUUCGGCCUGGCCCGGGGCUUCGCCAUGCCCGUCCGCACCUACACCCACGAAGUGGUCACCCUGUGGUACCGGGCGCCAGAGAUCCUCAUGGGCUCCAAGUUCUACUCCACGGCCGUCGACGUCUGGAGCCUGGGGUGCAUAUUUGCUGAGAUGUUGUCGAAGAGAGCACUAUUCCCGGGAGACUCGGAGAUAGACCAGCUGUUCCGCAUCUUCCGCACGCUCGGCACGCCUGACGAGACCAUCUGGCCGGGAGUGUCGCAGCUGCGCGACUACAAGUCCAUGUUCCCUCGCUGGGACUGCCAGGACAUCUCGGAGACCGUGCCUCGUCUCGAGUCCAAGGGACAGGACAUCUUCUUGAAGCUGCUGACCUUCGACCCCUGCAAGAGGAUCUCUGCGCGGGAUGCUGUGGAGCACGCCUUCUUCUCGGACGUGCAGCUGGAGUUGCCGCCCUCGCCCGAGAAGCCCGCGGACUGAAUCAGUGGACAAACACUGGAAUGUGUGGGUUGGGCGCAACCCUGAAUCAGAGCUACGCAUUUCCAUUUCUUUUGUAAAUAGUGAAAGUAGUUUUUAAAAAAUUUACUUUCUUCCUUUACGUCUUGACAAAUGCAUGUUUCAAUCACACUUGAGGAAUUGCCACGUGCAGUUACACAAUCCUGCAGUUGUUGUGUCGGCAGUUUGGGAAAGUUAUAGUUUCUUUAACUCUCUACCCAAUUCAGUUCUUGUCUGUUUUUAUGUUAAAAGCAUACAAAAAUUUUAUAUUGUAGAAUUGGUUUAAUGUAAUAUAAAAUAUGUAAUUAUAAACUAUUAAAACAGUAGUAAUAUGGAAAAUGCAACAUAAAACGUAGGUAAAAAAUUUACAUGCAACACAUCAUUUCUGUUAGAUGUUGUCUCCUAAGAGUUCCCACACCUACCCCUUUAAAAAAGAGAAUUGCAUCUGGUAAGGUCUGUAUCUCCGUUACUUAACCUUCUUACGCAGAUAUACACAUUUUUGUGUUUUGUUCACUAUUACGUUACCUGAAGGUAAAAUUCUGUCUACAGUAAUGCUAGUGUUGAAACUUUGGUUACAGUUGCUAGAAAUUCAUAGUUAGUUGAAUAGUUAAUAGUUAAUUGGAUUUUUGUGCAUUUUUUGGGAUUUAUAUCUGCAGGUUUAAGGUACAUUAUUGUUUAGGAAUAAAUUUAAAAUAUAAUUUUUUGUUCGUUGUAAUACCCUCAACAUACUGCUCAUUUCAUUUUCUUACAACCGAUGAAUUAGGCAACAGGUGAAGUUCCGACUUCUUAAUAGUGGCUUGUACCUAGAGUGGAAAUUGAAACUAAAUAUUUUAAGUAAAUUGUUUUCAUAUUGUUGUUUUGUAAAGAAGUGUAAAGUCACUACAUGCAUAAGUUUUAUUGUUUGUGCAUAACAUGUGGCUACCUGUGUGUAAAUAAAUUUUUGUACAAUA